Salvelinus sp. IW2-2015 is the source of this 3770-nucleotide messenger RNA. Its product is annotated as serine/threonine-protein kinase NLK. NCBI's taxonomy places the organism in Eukaryota, Metazoa, Chordata, Actinopteri, Salmoniformes, Salmonidae. The record is from RefSeq and is a predicted model, not a curated record. Gene Ontology annotation, biological process: protein phosphorylation; intracellular signal transduction. Gene Ontology annotation, cellular component: nucleus; cytoplasm. Gene Ontology annotation, molecular function: protein serine/threonine kinase activity; ATP binding.
CUAUGUGGUGACAGAACUGAUGCAGAGUGACCUCCAUAAGAUCAUCGUGUCACCUCAGCCCCUCAGCUCAGACCACGUCAAAGUGUUUCUCUAUCAGAUCCUCCGAGGACUGAAGUACCUGCACUCAGCUGGCAUCCUACAUCGAGACAUCAAACCUGGCAACCUACUGGUCAACAGCAACUGUGUGCUUAAGAUCUGUGACUUUGGGCUGGCGCGGUUGGAGGAGCUGGACGAGUCUCGUCACAUGACUCAGGAGGUGGUGACACAGUAUUACCGUGCGCCAGAAAUCCUCAUGGGCAGCCACCAUUACACCAACGCCAUCGACAUCUGGUCUGUAGGAUGCAUCUUUGCCGAGCUACUGGGCCGACGCAUCCUGUUCCAGGCACAAAGUCCCAUCCAACAGCUGGAUCUGAUCACGGACCUACUGGGCACUCCCUCUCUGGAGGCCAUGAGGACAGCGUGUGAGGGGGCCAGGGCCCACAUGCUCAGAGGACCACACAAACAGCCAUCCCUUCCUGUCCUGUACACCCUGUCCAGCCAGGCCACCCACGAAGCUGUCCACCUCCUGUGCAGGAUGCUUGUGUUCGAUCCGUCGAAGCGGAUCUCAGCGAAGGAUGCCCUGGCCCACCCCUACCUGGACGAGGGCCGACUGAGGUACCACACCUGCAUGUGUAAGUGCUGCUACACCACCUCCUCUGGUCGCGUCUACACCAGCGACUUCGAGCCCGUCACCACACCCAAGUUUGACGAUGGCUUCGAGAAGAAUCUGACCUCCGUCAGACAGGUCAAAGAGAUCAUUCACCAGUUCAUCCUGGAGCAGCAGAAGGGGAACAGAGUGCCGCUCUGCAUCAACCCCCAGUCAGCCGCUUUCAAAAGCUUUAUCAGUUCCACUGUGGCCCAGCCCUCUGAGAUGCCCCCGUCCCCCCUGGUGUGGGAAUAGCUGCUGUCUGGGCCACGACCCUGCCCAUGGCCCACGCUGGACUACUGAGGACAAGAAGAAGAAACCCCAACCUGCGUAGCAUUUCACUGGAGUCUAGGACUAGCAAUGUCCACUGUGUGUGUACUGUAAUACUAACUAUGAAGUUUUAAAAUGAACCCAACCAACCACUGCUGACUGGGUUAUGGAGGGACUUUUACAGUGUGCUAUGUAUGCAAGUGUAUACCCACACUGCUCUGUAGAUGCAAACCCACUAAUGAAUGCACACACACAUGUGCAUACAAACAUUGUGCAGAGCUGGUAUAAGGGCCAACCUCGUGGGCUUGAAAGUGUGUGUGUAAAGCCAGGGAUYAGACAGUAUGCUGCAGAGAGUCCUCGUAGUCUCUGCCUGCAUUCCCAGAGGGCAACGCACAGCUCCCGUCCACUUCCAUACAUGCAUAGUCAUCACUUAUUUAUUAAAGGAGGGAGACGCGUUCCGGAAAGGGUGUUCUUUUUAUAUAUAGCACAGGAUUUAAGACACUACCUGCUCACGCUAGUUAACCCCCCCUCCCUCAGAAAUCAUAAUGUUCAAUUAGAGAUAAUGCUUUUUAUUUAUUUGUGGUGUACUGUUAAACAGUWUAGUCAGAGGGUUUCAUUGUUUGUUUUUUUGUUACAUUUUUUUCUGCUCCAUUGCUGUAUGUUCUAUGCCUGCUGUCUCCCGGGUUAGAAGUCAGUAUUUGUGAAGAGAUGUGUGCUCUGCAUGCCAUUUGGUUGCGAUACAUAUGGCGAGAACCCCUCACACGGCACACCCACUCGCACACCUAACCCAAAUGUGGGCAUGUGGAAGUAUGGCACUGUGUCAGUAUUAGCUGGGUAAAAUGAGGUAACCCUGGAAUGUGGUUGCUUCAAAGAAUAGACUAUUAGUGCGAAGAGCCACUGAGAGCUGAAGUACUGUAGCAUGACGGGGGACAGAGAGGCAGUAGUUUAGGGUACAUAUUGAUAUUGUGGGAUUCUGCACAGGUUUUGUGCUACAGUAACAAGAAGGCCAUGUUGGGGUGCUACUUGGUCGUUGCAUUUUCUCUCUGGAGACUCUGAGAGACCGAAUUCAAGUAAUCUGCUGUUAGACAUACUGUACCAUAUGAACAGGCAUGUUAAGAGUAUAAAGGAUACAGACAUUCACUGGUUCCCCUGCCAUGUCUGCUGAAUCUAUAGUCCUACCAUACACUGUCCAUGUUCUGUCAAUACAUACCUAGUUGAAGACAGACAAGCAAAAUAAUACGAAGAUCAGCCAAACCAAAAUAAUACAAUUAUUCUAAAGAGAAAGCGAAACCAAGAUUUAAAAAAAAUAGAUGUUUGAUGAUACGAGGGGAUGUUGCCAUUCCUUGAAGACAUUCAUUCAUUUCUGUAGGGUUGCUUAUACGUGUGUCCUGUCACAUGCGAAUGAGAAUGUUUAAUCAACUACAGUGAGUUGCUUUGGUGAGGGUUUGUCACCUUAUCAAGGGAAUGGUGUCAAACAGAUAUAUUAGGUCUACUUUAAACCUCACUCCCCAAAGCGAUAUUUCAUGUUACCCACACCUACACCAAUAAAAUAAACUCUCAGAAGAAAACAAUUUAAUAUAUUUUUUGAUUAUUAUUUUUUUGUUCUUUCAGUCAACAUUCUAUGGCAUGCUUUCUCAUGAUCCACAGAAUAUGAUAUGUAAAUACAUUAAAAAAACGAAUAGAUUUAAAACUAAAUCUACAAUGGAGGAAAAAAACAAAGAAAUUAAAACUCAAAACAAUACUGCUGUAUAGAAGGUGUAUUAGCCUGCACAUUUUUAGGGCUGUGCAUUUUAUUUUAUUUUUGAGACUUGCAUAUAAAUGUAUAUAUUUUAUUUGGUCUUUCAUUUGUUUUCCCCUGUACUAGAGUGUGUAGAAGACAAAAAUAAUCCAAAACAAAAAUGAUUCAGAAAACAAAUGAAAAAACACAUAACCAAUUAUGUUAAUUGUGUCUUGUGUGUACUGCAGAGCUGUGGCUAUAUUGAAGUAGAAGGCUUUUUUCUUAUUAUUAUUAUACUACUAUUAUUAUUAUAUUAUUAUUUCUUUUACCUUAGAGAAACACUUUACUAUUGUGUUUAUAUGUAUAUAAAGGAAUCACAAUGUUGGUCUCUACCUCUUGAGCUCAAUUACUUGGUUUGUCUACCUCCACAAGUUUAUCAUUUCAUGUGGAGAUUUAAAAAUAAAACUUGAAUGUCCCUUCCAGCUUUUAUAUUGAAAUAAAUAAAACACGUGCAAGUUUCUUCUUCACUCAUUUGAAAAACGAUAAAAAAUUUGCCAGAGGUGGGUUGCAUCCUAUCAUGUCAUUGUAUUAAAAACCCUAUCAAUAGCCAAGCAAUUACAGACUGUUAGUUGACAUUGAGUCAUACAUUUGAUAGGCUAUGACCCCCCCCCCCCCCCCGUUUCCCUGUGUAAUAUGUAUGUGAAGAUGCUAGUAUCUUUUCGUCAAGAGAUUUUGUGUUGUAAUUAAGUACAAAAACCCACUGAUGCUCAUUUUAAACGUGUACAAAAAAUAACGCAGACUAACUUGAACCUGCAACUGAUAUUUGGGCAAAAUUUGGAUAGAUACUACUUGUGCUGUCACACAUUUUAUAAGACAUUUGAAGUUUAUACUCAGAGGUAAUGUAAUUUGAAUACAAUUUACGAUAAAUAUAUCUAUAAAGCUCUGCUUACAAGGACCUUAAAGCCAAUGUGAAGUUGAGACCGGAAUUGACUCCUCGGAUGUACUCACGUGUGUGUUGGGAAAAAUGGCCGGUUUCUAAAAGUGUAGAUUUGAAGUACAGUGGUGAAACUCAUUAAAUGUGACAUUUAAAGAACGUCA